AUGAAUAGACGCCCUAGCGUUGCACCACCAAUUCUUCACACUCCGCCGCCUUCCACACCAUCAAAUAAUCGAUCGUACAAAUGGACAUCAAUGACAGCAGCGAAUUGUGAUAGUUUCGUUGUCGAUCAGACGCCGGAAAAGAAAAAAGCGGAUAUCAGCUGGCUUUCGCCCUCACGUGGGGACACUUGGAGAAAAAAUGUUCCUCGCGGUCGUAUUCGCAAUAUAGCCGCAUUAUUUGAUAAUAUUGCCCAGGUUGAAGUCGCUGAUAAAUCGGAGGAACUCAAGCAGUCGCGGCGCAUUCGACGAAUUAGCGAGCCAAAUUACGAUAAAGAUGAGAAGAUAUUAGUCGAAACGAAUUUUCUUGACGAUUCAAUGAUGGAAGGAUACGAAGAAGAAGACCGACGUCGUGAAGUGUUUGAAGAUUAUGUGGACUCGCCGCACGCAAAAGAUGAAGCUUAUUAUCAAAUGACGACUGCUCAACAUCAGCAGCAUCAGCAACCAAGUUACAUGGAAUCGAGCCACCGUUGUGUCACAUCCUAUGUGCACCAUAUUAUUGGCGAUGGCGGCGAUAAUAACAAUUUUCAAAGUCACAAUAAUAGCGAAGCUCGAUCAUCGUCGAUUAUUGAUAUCACGCCUCGACGGCCCUCGAUUACUAGCACUCGGUUCAAUCUAAUUGAACGGGAGGCGAAAAUGAAUGAGGCGAAUAAACGAUUCUCGGGAUUUGUUACGUCCACACCGCAAAACUUGAAAUGUCCAGAUGAGGCUUCCAAAUAUUUUGGAAAUGAAGAAUCGAUCAAAGCUUCACCAUCGAUGCGUCGAGAACGCCGUGGAACGCAGGCUAUUGUUGUCCCAAAGUUUGAGAUUGAUUCGCCCAAGUCUGAGAAGAAAUUCAAGGCGCCGUUACCAAAGCCGACGGGAACUGUUAAAUCGAUGGCAGAAAGUCUUGAAAACUCUGAUCUCGGCUUCCAUCGUAAAAUUGACGCGGCUGCUGAAAUUGCCGAGCUUCGCCGAAAUGCCGAAAAGAACUACGACGAGAAUAGUAACGUUCUGGAUGAUUCAUCUGACAACAGACAAACUCGGAAUAAUGUGAGAAUGGGAAUUAGCAGUCUUGGCUAUAAACCUGAAGAUAAUGACCAUGAUUACUACAAUAUGCUUGAGCAGCGAGAACGAGCUCAAGAGGAAGGUUGUCAGGAUCAGGAGGACUUUUACACCAUACCACGAAAGUACAAUGAUCUCAAUGAUUCGUUGCCGCGAAUGAGCAGCAAGCUUAUGAGACAGUCGCUCCCGUUUUCCGAUAUUCCUGAAGAACGAACUGAUGAUAAAAUAGACGAGAUGUUUGAUUUUGUUGAGCAGAAGACGUGUGAUAUCGGAGAUAAAACUCUUGAAAGAACGGAUGGAUAUGUUUCGAUUGAUAAUAGGUCUAAUGCCACCAACUAUCAUAAAAGACAAAUGAACAUGUCGAAUCACACCUAUCAGGAGCUCGAGCUCGAAAAAUCGAAUACCCGAUAUGUGGAACAUUUUGAAAAUGACGGAACGGGUUUCACAGCUUCUACUAAUAGCGGAAAUGCUCCACAAUUCACGCGCUCGCCGACACUAAUGACGCCGCAUGCUGGACAAUCGGUGACGGAAUAUCGGGUGAGCGAGCGUGAGGGACACGCCAAAACGGAGAAGAUUGUGGUGAAUAAAUCGAUGACACCAUCGGCGUUGGCGACAUCGACACCACUUGGGACAUUGGCGCAGAGAAGAGGUUAUAUGAAUAAUAUGCAAGAGGAUUCGUUCGUCAGCUCGAUUAGCAACAUGUCGACGGCGGAUAAGACGAAUGAAUUGAGGCGGCAAAUUUCGAAGCUCAUCGAUAUGACGGAGAAAACUCGCCGACAUAUUGAACUUGCUGAAACCGCGCUCAUUGAUGCGAAAAAGAGUCAUCUCGUCGUUCAGGAACUCUCAGCUCAACGUGUUUUGCUCGUUACCCGCGAACGGCUGAAGCUUCAACUCGACGAGGUGAAGCGACUUCAAGCUCUUUCUGUGGUCCGCCAUCCGCCUCCGCCGUUGAAUCGGUAUUUCAAGUCGACGAUGGUGAUCUCGAAUAUUUCUGUGUACCUCAACAAGAAUUUCAAUUUGCGUGGCUCGUUUGCAUUUAUUGUAGCUCUUAAGUGUCGCACUGAGAUUGAGGCUACUGGCGUUGUGACGCUCCUCGCGCAUUACCAAACCCGAUUGAAUGUGAUUCAUUUUGCCGAACAUCUGCACUUUUCGAAUUUACCUGUUGAUUUUGUGAUCACUAUGGAAGUAUACAUGAUGAAAAUUCCUGAAUAUCGUGAGCCGAAGAAGACGUGCGCCGCAGUGUUGGCGACGAAAUGUAAAAAUUUAUUAGUUCCUAGCGCAGCCCAGCGUAAAACGAGGCCAAGAAGCCGUAAUGAUUCGACGAUUUCACGCCAAAACGCGCCGAAAUGCGACUUUGGCUUCUGCGGAAAAUUGACGCUUGACCGAGACUCGGCCGGUGAUGGGAAUUUUUAUCUCGAUGAUGUCACUUAUCCGCUUGAAGGCACUGUUAAGCUUGUUUCUCAUUGCUCGUCGCUGCCGGAAGCAAUAGAUGUUGAAUAUCGCGGAUUUUUGUAUAUGUACAAUGAAGAAUCGUUGAGCGGUGAAUCUGUGUGGGAGAAGUUUUGGGCGAUGCUGAAUCGCGGAAUAAUCUUUUUCUGGAAGAAGCCGGAAGACGAGAAGACUGAACAGAUACCGCUCUCGCAGAUUGAUUUGACGAAAUGCACGAAUGAUACGAUUGAGCCGAUGAAGAACACGAUUCAUGGAAAACAGCAUUUGUUUUCGGUUGAGCUGCUGAUUGAUCAGACGCCGGCGUUGUUGGAGAAGAGAAGAGUUCUCCUUGCUACCGAAUCGGCGGACCAUAUGAAUUCGUGGCUGAAUGCUAUAAACGACACGCUACUUGUUCUCCGCUCGUAA
Messenger RNA from Caenorhabditis bovis, 2952 nucleotides. Lineage: Eukaryota; Metazoa; Nematoda; Chromadorea; Rhabditida; Rhabditidae. The record is from the annotation of a GenBank genome assembly.